AGUCUCGAGCGCGGCCGGCCGGUGGCGCCACCUACAAUGACGUCACGUGUCCCUGCCGGCCGGCGAUUCAGCCCCGAGGCGCCGGCGGCGGUGUGAGACGCGCUGGCGGCUGGAACGGGUGCUAGUCUGGCCGGUCUGUGUGGGGAGACAGGCGGGGGAUACAGUGCGGACAGGCUGGUGUGAUCUGGUGCGGCCUCAAGGUCACCUUGGACGUGGAAGAGGCGGCGUGAACCAGGGAGUCACUACACAGGUGCCGGCGCCAUGUCGGAGUCGGCCCAGUACGAGCUGGUGGAGGGCGCCGUGUUCCAGAUGUCCGACGGCACCUCUGUCACGGUGCGGGACGGCCAGCUCGAGCUGUCGGACGGCAGUCGGCUGCCCACACCCGCUGCCGGAGAGGCCAUCACCGUGGAGCGCACCGUCACACGUCCCGACGGCGGCACCACGCGCAUCAAGCACACCAUCCGACUGAGCGAGCCGGAGCCACCCAUCGCCGAGACGCCGGCCAGACCCUUCGCCGGCGCCGGGCCCGGGCCCGACGAGCAGGACACGCCGAACGGCCAGCCGGAGGGCGAGACGGUGCCGGCGCCGGAGACGGCGGCGGUGGCCGAGACGGCGCCAGUCGCUCAGUCCAAGACCUCUGAGACGGACAGCGCCCCCGCCGCCCCGCAGCAGACGGAGGCGGCGAGCGCAGAGCCGACACCGGCUCAGGAGGCGGAGAAGGCGCCCGUGCCCGUGACGCCCGUAGAGAACACGCUGAUGGGGGUGAACUGCGGCCGGCGCAGCCUGCGCGAGAUGCUCUGGGGCUCGAUCCCGGAGAGCGGCUUCGGGGAGGACGAGGAUGAGCCCAAGGCGCCGCCCAAGGGGCUGCUGAACAAGUCGUACUCGAUCAAAGAAGAGGACGAGUCGGAACACGAGGAUGACGAGGUUGCCCACGAGGAGCCGCUGGAGUCGAGCGAAAACGCAGACGCAAGCUUCGAGUUUGUGGAAGAUAAGACGAAGGACAGCGAGGCAGAGAAGCAACCAGAAUCUUCCAAAGAGUCGCCUAAAGAUGAUGGCACAGCUGAUGAGAAGCCAAAGAAUGAGAAUGCUUCGGAGAAAGAUGAGGAUAAGAAAGAGCCAGAGACCUCGCAGGAUUCUACUGCUGGUGACACUCCGGAGAAAAUCCAGAGUGACCAAGUCCAGGAGUCUGCAGCCGGGAAAUCGGACGAGCCCAGCUCUGCAGACGUCUCUGAGGCCAAGGAGCCGGAGUCUGAAUCCGAUCCGCCGACCGCGGAGAAGCUGGCCGAGCAGGCAGCCGCCCUCAUGGCCACCACGGUCUCGCUGGACGAGGCGCCGGCGCCGGCCGAGCCGCACCACGAGAAACGCCACCUGACCCGCCAGCACGAGCUGCCCUCCUCGGGAAACCCGGCCACUGAGGAUGGUGACGAAGUGGUGGUCCGUGUUGGUGUGCCUGUCGUGGACGCGGCGCCGGCCGGAGACUGCACCGGGAAGAGCAACUCACCGGCCGGAGACGCCGGUGAGAAGAGCGCCGCGCCCGCUGGGGACUCCAGUGAGAAGAGCGCCACGCCGGCCGCCGCGACGCGCCCUGACGAGGUCACCAGCGACCUGCAUCUCAAGCUCACACCGAUCCUGCGCAGCCUCGAGACGGACGAGCCCAAGGGUGCUGGGCCGGACGGAGACGGCGAGCGGCCCGCCAAGCCGGCGCCCGGCGAGGACCGCAAGGGCACCGUGCCACCCAACACGCCGGCGGUCGCAGAGGAGCGCGAGGGCCUUCCCGGCGCCGACGAGGCCGAGAUCGGCCAGGAGCCCGUGUCCGUGCCCAAGGUGGUCAGCUACUACGAGAGCAUCAGUCCUCGGGCAUCGCCGGCGCCGACGCGACCGCGCGACGCGGCCACCUCGACCGUGCCCAAGGUGAUAAAGUUCGCCGAGCCGAGCGAGCCUGAGAAGGUGUACCUGGACGGUCAGGAACCGGAGGACGCUGAGGACUCAGCCACCCCACACUCCGGGAACACAGAAGAGACGAUCAGCCCGCGCUCCGAGAACACAGAGGAGACGGUCAGCCCGCGCUCUGAGAACACAGAGGAGACGGUCAGUCCUCGCUCCGAGGCUAGAGAGGAGACAGCGACCCCGCGCCCCGCCGAGGAGCCGUCAGCGCGCGUGGAGCUGGCGCCGGAGCCGGCGGCGCAGCAGCCGCCGCAGGUCCUGGUCGCGGUGCGCGGCACACCGGACGACCUGGACCCGCUGUCCGCGCUGGCCGCCGAGCGGUCCGUCCCGCCCGAGGAGCCGGCCACGCCCAGCACCACGCCGGAGAAGGAGACCGAGCCGGAGCCGGCGCCGGAGGGCGGGCAGACCGGCGGCGAGCAGCCCAAACCGGACCCGCCCGUCUACCGGCCCGAACUGUUCGAGCCGGAGCCCAAGCGGCCGCUGAUCAUCACCUCGGAGCGCGUGGACGAGGACGCGCCGCCCUACGAGCCGGGCGUGCACGACGCGCGCACGCUGCCGCUCGGCCGGAAGACGGCCGUGGUGACGGAGCAGCCGCCGCCGUUCGGAGAGGACGACCGGUCCGACCCGCGCGACCCGUUCCUGCCCGAUCAGCCGCGGCCCGGCGCCACCAUCAAGGAUGACGGCUGGCUCAGCACGUGCUUCGACCUGUGCUGCUGCUGCUGGGCACCCUGAGCGCCGCGCCGGCGGCGGGCAGCCCGGUGAUGUGUAGAUGUGAGCUCGGUGGGCGCACCGAGAUUAGGACGGCGCGUGACGCCGCGCCCGGACCGGCGCCGGGGCUCGAUCGCUGCCUCCCGGUGUUCAGUGCUCGAGUCUCUGGCUGGGGGCGGUCGGGGACCGCGGACUGUCGCCGAUAGUUGACGUGCUCUACAGCGGCUGUGGCAAAAACACCGCUUUGGUGGCUUUGAACUCUGAUUGGAGGUAGCGCGACAACAUACGGCGGAAACAGCAUGUGAUACGGACUGGACGAGCGACGUGGGUGUGAACUGUGAAAUUUAGCUACGCCGCGGCGUUCAGGAACCCGAGCUUCCAGGCGUGACGCCGCUGCGCCGCGCAGCGUAACCGUCGAGCGACCGCGCCGCGCCCGCUGGUUGGGGGACCACUCAUCAAAUGUUUUACAAUAUUCACAGAUGCCAUGACUUAUUUUCGUAAUACCGACCGCUUUUGACAGCUAUAUUCAGUAAAAUAUACACAAAAACAACA
Messenger RNA from Amphibalanus amphitrite, 3204 nucleotides. Its product is annotated as proteoglycan 4-like. The record is from RefSeq and is a predicted model, not a curated record. Lineage: Eukaryota; Metazoa; Arthropoda; Thecostraca; Balanomorpha; Balanidae. The coding region runs from base 262 to 2676 and encodes 804 amino acids. The transcript is spliced from 2 exons.